AUGAUUAAACAAAUAUCAAUUGUUAUUGUUUUGUCCGCCUGUUUGAUAACAAAUGUCCGCGCUUCUGUUUACACACGCGCCGUUGUUGAGAGCUGCUCGGGAUGUUCGUUAAAUCGGCUGGCUGAUGUCAAAAAAUUUAUCUUUGAGGAUGUUCCGGAGUACGGUAAUGUCGAAUUCAAGCAUAUCACUGGAGCAAAACCGGAACUAGUCCUUUACGACAAUGAUGACGAAGUAGAACGCCUUGCGCUGUCAAAACUCACCAGAGAUGAGUGCAAUGAGCUGCUGCAAAGUAAAGGUUUCAAACGUGAGAAAACUCCACGGGAUGAAAUAUAA
This is a messenger RNA of Cotesia congregata, 333 nucleotides long. The record is from the annotation of a GenBank genome assembly. Lineage: Eukaryota; Metazoa; Arthropoda; Insecta; Hymenoptera; Braconidae.